AUGAAAACGGCCGGCGGAGCUGUAAAUUCCGAGGAAACUCUAAAGCUGCGUCGACAAAAGUCACGUCAAGUGAGCUCUCGAUUCCUUUCUCCGAGUUCGAAUCCUUCUAUAGAAAGCGGAAUUCCAUCUCCGAACCACACUGUAUCUCCACUUCGGCAUAAACCAAGAACAUCCACAGAUACCCGAAAGCACCGAAGCCUCGAAGAUGGCGGAUUCAUACGCGGACUUUGGCCUUCUUCAGCUGUAACUUCUUCAACAGUACCAUCACAAUCAUCAAACAAAAUUCCCGGCUCUCUCGCCGAUCACCUUGGAAAUGACAGACUCAAAGACCUCGUGGACCGUCAAACCCACCAAAACUCCGAUAAAUCGAUGCCCCUAAACCGGCAGAGAAGCUGUUCGGAGUACAGUAGGUUCGAAAAUGUGAGAGAAAUCUCGAAAGAAAAUCGAAAACCCCUCUUUGGGGGGUCGAUGAGGUACACCGGAAAACUCCGGUUUCCCGGACGAUCAUCUGCCUCCUCGUCGUCUCAGUCUUCGUCUUUCGUUAGUGAUAAAUUAAUCUCCGGAAGACUUUCUGUUGAUGAUAAUGCGCUGAGAAGAAAGGGAUCGGAUUCGUUAUCGGAUACUCAAGACUCCGAAUCUGAGUGCAGUGACAUGUAUUCCGGGACGAGUUUUGAUUCUCCGGUAAUCGGAAAGAGCUCAUCGGCAUUGUAUAUGGCAUCCACCGCAAGUUCGAGAAAAUCAGGUAGAGAGGUUCCCUCGAAGUACAUGCACGACUUGUCUUCAAAGUCUCAACGAGUGAUUUCGAAUUCAAAGUUGCCAUCGGAGAAUUCAAUGAAGAAAUUUACCAUAAAGAAUGCGAUGAAAAGAGCGAGUUCGUUGACAGCGUACGGAAGUGCGACGUCGAAGUGGGCAUUGUCUCCGGGGAGGUCCGGUUCGCCACCUAUGACGGUGGAGAAUAAGGGGAUGCCAAUGUCAUUUUCAAGUUUGAAGCCUCCGAGUAGUCCGUCGAGGGCGAAAGGUGUGGGGAAUUUGCUGAGCAUAGGGCUAGAUUUGUUCAAGAGCAAGAAAUCUUCUUCAAGUUGUUCGUCGCCGUCCGGUCCGGUGACGACGGAGACAGUUCAUGAACUCCGGAUGCUACAUAAUAGAUUGAUGCAGUGGAGGUAUGCAAAUGCUAGAGUAAAUUCUGUGAAUGGAAAGAUAACAAACCAGACUGAGAGCAACUUGUUAAGUGCAUGGAAUAGUCUUGCAAAAUUGCAAUAUUCUGUGGUACAGAAGAAACUAAAGCUUGAGAAGGAGAAGCUUGAGAUGAAGCUGAAUUUUAUGGUCCAUUCUCAGAUUAAGCCAUUGGAAGCAUGGGGAGAAAUUGAAAGGCAACAUCUAUCAGCAGUUUCCAUGACCAAAGAUUGUUUGAACUCUGUUGUUUGUAAAGUACCUUUUAUUGAUGGAGCAAAGGUGGAACCACAAUCCACUUCCAUUGUUCUUCGUCGCGCAUCAGAUGUCACAGAUUCCAUCAAGCUCAUGCUAUCUACUUUUUCACCCUCGGCUGAGAAGACAGCUUUGAUGCUUUCGGAAUUAGCAGAGGUAGUUGCACAAGAGAAGGCCCUCUUGGAAGAGUGCUCGGAGCUUUCCAGGAUUGUUUCGACAUUAGAGAUUCAAGAGAGGAGUUUAAAGUGUUAUAUACUUCAAUUGAAAUUAUGGGAACAACAAGAAGAACACCACCACCACCAACAAGAGUCUUUUCUGAUCACAGCCUAG
Messenger RNA from Cornus florida, 1755 nucleotides. Its product is annotated as QWRF motif-containing protein 3. The record is from RefSeq and is a predicted model, not a curated record. Gene Ontology annotation, biological process: spindle assembly; centrosome cycle. The coding region runs from base 1 to 1755 and encodes 584 amino acids. Gene Ontology annotation, molecular function: microtubule binding. Lineage: Eukaryota; Viridiplantae; Streptophyta; Magnoliopsida; Cornales; Cornaceae. Gene Ontology annotation, cellular component: centrosome; nuclear microtubule; cytoplasm. The transcript has 6 exons.